AUGAAUCCAUUACUGGGGGAGAACGCGUUCCUGGUUCAGCAACAGCAGCAUAACCAGAUGGGGAGCCAUUCUGAUUCUUCCAUGACAGGCCUAGACUCAUACGGUGCAGCUGACUCAGGCUUCAUCUUGGGCGAGCACACCGGGUUUGGACAAGAUGGCAUAUCUGGCCUGGACUUAAAUGCGCUGCCACCUUCAGGACUCGCUUAUUUGCACCAGAACAACAUGCACCGUGCGCCGCCGCCCCCCGCAGCGAUGGCCCUGCGUAACGACUUGGGCUCCAACAUCAGUGUUCUCAAGACCUUGAAUUUGCGCUUCCGUUGCUUUUUGGCUAAAGUUCAUGAACUGGAGCGUCGGAAUAAAGCUUUGGAGAAGCAGCUUCAACAGGCUUUGGAAAAUAAUGAGGACAAUUCAGAAGGACACGGGAAAAAGCCAUUGACUAAGGAAAUGGGAGUCCAGACUGGUUUCGUAGGGCCCAUCGCAGUUAGGCCCGGACAUAUCCCACUCCAGAACGUUAAUAACUCUGCAUACCUGCCUGGGGGUCUUCUUUCUCCAUCACUCAACAGGCCUACAACUCCCUCCUUUGAUCCUUUAUUAACCCCUACUGAUACUUCCAACACUGUAUCCAACAUUAACGAGAAAUAUGUCAGUUCUGGGACUGGUAUGUCUACUAACCCGCCUCCCCGGUUCCUUCCUGGCACCGUUUGGUCCUACAACCACGACCGCAGGUUUGGCGCGGGGAGGGAGUCGCGCGUUACAGACAUGGGUGUGCCUUGUGCCCAAACGGACGGAGUAGGUGUUCAAAUCGACACCAUCACCCCUGAAAUACGGGCCCUGUACAACGUGUUGGGCAAGGUGAAACGAGAGAGGGAUGAGUAUAAACGCAGAUGGGAGGAAGAGUACACAGUCAGAGUGGACCUCCAGGAGAAAGUGGCUGAGCUGGAAGAGGACCUCCAGGAGAGUGAGGUGUGUCAGGAUGAGCUGGCCCUCAGGGUGAAACAGCUGAAAGCUGAACUGGUCCUCUUCAAAGGCCUUAUGAGCAACAACCUGUCAGAUCUGGACAGUAAAAUCCAGGAGAAGGCCAUGAAGGUGGACAUGGACAUCUGUAGACGCAUCGACAUCACGGCUCGCCUGUGUGAUGUGGCCCAGCAGAGGAACUGUGAAGACAUGGUCCAAAUCUUUCAGAUGGCCACACCUCCUUCCACUCUGACCCGCCGGCCCCGGAAACAGGCGGCCCAAUCGGUUAAAGGCGGCGACGGGGACGAACCAACCAGCAUCUCUGAGAGCGAGGCGGACAAGGAUGAGGAGUCGUGUAGCACAUCAGCCAAUCAGAUCAACGAGGAAAUGCAGAGGAUGCUGAACCAGUUGAGGGAGUGUGAGUUCGAGGACGACUGUGACAGCCUGGCCUGGGAGGAGACUGAGGAGACUCUGCUGCUGUGGGAGGAUUUCCCAGGAUACACUCUGGGGGCAGUGGAGACACAGGGGGAGCAGCAGGAGGAGUCCAUAGAGAAGGUAAUAGAGGACACAGAGUCCCUCUUCCAGACCAGAGAGAAGGAGUAUCAGGAGACCAUCGACCAGAUCGAGUUGGAGCUGGCCACGGCUAAGAGUGACAUGAACAGACACCUGCACGAGUACAUGGAGAUGUGUUCCAUGAAGCGAGGCCUGGACGUGCAGAUGGAGACGUGCAGGAGACUCAUCACCCAGAGUGGAGACAGGUAUCAGACACCUCCGCAUGGAAAUCUCCCCCUCUCGUUACUGCGGCAAUGGAAGACUGAUGACGGAGAGAAGGAGAGGAGUAAGGUGUCCCCAUCCGCAGACUCUGAAAGUGAUGAAGCCUACUGUGACACCAAGGUUAAUAGUGGUACGGUCUCUCACUUACCAUGGAGGAAGUCCUAA
Messenger RNA from Salvelinus namaycush (lake trout), 1893 nucleotides. RefSeq names its product intermediate filament family orphan 1-like. The transcript has 10 exons. The coding region runs from base 1 to 1893 and encodes 630 amino acids. Lineage: Eukaryota; Metazoa; Chordata; Actinopteri; Salmoniformes; Salmonidae. The record is from RefSeq and is a predicted model, not a curated record.